AUGGUUCUUGCUUGGAUACAACACUCAACUUCCGAAUCUAUUGCCAAAUCGAUUAUGUGGAUUGAGAAUGCAUCCAAUGCUUGGAAGAACUUGCAGAUUAGGUUUUCUCACAGCGACAUCUUCCGCAUAUCUGACAUUCAAGAGGAUUUAUACAAGUUUCGUCAAGGUAAUCUCGAUGUCUCUAACUAUUUUACUCAGUUGAAAGUAAUGUGGGAUGAGUUAGAGAAUUAUCGACCGAUUCCGUUCUGUUCUUGUGCCAUACCUUGCUUGUGUGGUGCUAUUGCUUCCAUUAAGAUGUAUAGGGAACAAGAUUACGUUAUUAGAUUUCUCAAAGGCCUUACAGAGAAAUUUGCCCAUUCUAAAUCUCAGAUUAUGAUGAUGAAUCCAUUACCUAACAUUGAUAAGGCUUUCUCCCUUGUGAUUCAGCAAGAACGUGAGAUGGAUAGUGUGGUAGCUAGUGUUAUUCCUUCUGCAGGUUCGUCUGAGACUGUUUCUGCACUACAGGUUCAAUCACAUGAGGGAAACUAUGCUGCCAAACCGGGUACACAUCCUUCUCGUGGUAGGAAUCAAGGUUCUAGUGCUGCAAGAGGGGGAAAUCGUGUUUGUACACACUGUGGCCGCACCAAUCACACAGUUGAUACAUGCUUCAUCAAGCAUGGAUAUCCCCCUAGUUAUAGAAACAAGGCUAAGUCUCAAGGGAAUUCAUCAUCUCAAGCUAGUGCCAACAAUGCAUCUGAUGCCUCUCCUUAG
Molecule: messenger RNA, 750 nt
Organism: Vicia villosa (hairy vetch)
Lineage: Eukaryota; Viridiplantae; Streptophyta; Magnoliopsida; Fabales; Fabaceae
Exons: 1
Coding region: 1-750 (249 amino acids)
Source: RefSeq, a predicted model, not a curated record